Molecule: messenger RNA, 1103 nt
Organism: Eucalyptus grandis
Lineage: Eukaryota; Viridiplantae; Streptophyta; Magnoliopsida; Myrtales; Myrtaceae
Product: adenylate isopentenyltransferase
Exons: 1
Biological process (GO): cytokinin biosynthetic process; tRNA modification
Cellular component (GO): mitochondrion
Molecular function (GO): tRNA dimethylallyltransferase activity; AMP dimethylallyltransferase activity
Source: RefSeq, a predicted model, not a curated record
AUCCCUCUGCUCCUUCCCUCCUCUCUUCACUCCCAACAACCACCACCACCCCAAUGGCAGCUCCGCCCACCCCAGGCCCCCGCCCGGUGGUCCCCAGUGGCCUCCUCCUCCUCCUCGGCGGCCGCCCGCCGCCGGGCCAAGGUCGUCGUCAUCAUGGGGGCCACCGGGUGUGGCAAGUCCGGCCUCUCCAUCGACCUCGCCGCCGUCUUCCCUUCCGAGGUCAUCAACUCCGACAAAAUGCAAGUCUACCGGGGCCUCGACAUCACCACCAACAAGAUCACCCCGGCCGAGCGCCGCGGCGUCCCCCACCACCUCCUCGGCUCCUUCGACCCGGACGACGGCGAGAUGAGCCCGUCGAUGUUCCGCUCCCUAGGCCAAUCCGCCAUCUCCGGCAUCGCCUCCCGCGGGAACCUCCCCCUCCUCGCCGGCGGCUCCAACUCCUUCAUCCACGCUCUCCUGGUGGAGCGGUUCGACCCGGAGGUGGACGUGUUCGGCGGGCUCACCUCCCCGGCCAGCCUCGAGCUGAGGUACAACUGUUGCUUUCUGUGGGUCGACGUGUCGCCGCCCGUCCUGGAGGAGUACCUCUCGAAGCGCGUGGACGACAUGCUCGACAUGGGCAUGUUCGAGGAGCUCGCCCGGUACUACGACCCGCGCCGGACCGACCCAGGGGGUCGGACCGGGCUGAGGAAGGCCAUAGGCGUGCCCGAGUUCGACCGCUACUUCAAGAAGCACCCGCCGCAGCGGUGGGCGGGCCAGGGGCAGGGGGACGCGCGGCGGCCGGAGGAGGGGAGGGAGGGGGACGACGAUCGGGCGCGGGAGGGCGCAUACGAGGAGGCGGUGUGGGAGAUUAAGGAGAACACGCGCCAGCUGGCGAAGCGGCAGAUCGAGAAGAUCGAGCGGCUGAGAGAGUGCGGGUGGGAGCUGAGGAAGCUGGACGCGACGGAGACGUUCCGGCUGGCGAUGGCGACCGACGAGGGCGGCGGCGGCGGCAGGCGGCGGGACGUUUGGGAGAGGCAGGUGGUGGGGCCGAGCGUGAAGAUUGUGAAGCGGUUCUUGCAAGAGUAGGUGUCGUUUCAUCGGUUCUUAAUUUUUCUCUCUCUUGU